Penaeus chinensis is the source of this 495-nucleotide messenger RNA. RefSeq names its product pro-resilin-like. The coding region runs from base 1 to 495 and encodes 164 amino acids. Gene Ontology annotation, cellular component: extracellular matrix. The transcript has 4 exons. NCBI's taxonomy places the organism in Eukaryota, Metazoa, Arthropoda, Malacostraca, Decapoda, Penaeidae. The record is from RefSeq and is a predicted model, not a curated record.
AUGGAAUUUAAGGUAAUUGCACUCGCCGCCCUUGUGGCCGUUGCCCUCGCCAGUCCUGAGAACGUACCGUCCUAUGGCUACGGACCAGCUCCCUCAUCAGCACCUGCCAAGUACGACUUCAAUUACGCCGUCAACGAUCCACCGUCUGGCAACGACUUCGGCCAUCAGGAGGCUCGAGAUGGCCCUAACACUCAGGGUUCCUACUUCGUCCUCCUUCCCGACGGUCGUCUUCAGAGGGUUACCUACACUGUGAACGGUGAUUCUGGCUACUUGGCCGAGGUCACCUACGAGGGUGAGGCCCAGUACCCCUCCACACCACGCCCCUAUACACCCGCCCCUCAUUAUGCGCUUCAUGGAAAUUAUAUAGGGAAACUUAAGACGUUGACAUUUAGACCAAUAUCAACAUCUUACUGCAAAUACUUAGUGACAGCAAAUUCCAAACUUCAAAAGGUUCCCUUGGGCUAUACAAGAUUACACUUAGCUGUUCCUAAUUGA